AUGAGACUCAACCCUGAAAAGUGCGUGUUUGGAGUCACCGGCGGGAAAUGCCUUGGUUUCCUUGUUGAUGAAAGAGGAAUAGAAGCCAACCCGGACAAGAUACAGGCAAUCUGGGACAUGAAGUCCCCGGGGUCCGUAAAAGAAGUUCAAAAGCUAACAGGAUGCAUAGCUGCCUUGGGACGGUUUCUAUCAAAGUUCGCGGAUAGAUGCUCGCCCUUCUUCAAAACCCUCAAGCAAAGCAAGUUCGAAUGGACAAGAGAAGCCGAAGAAUCCUUUCAGCAGUUGAAAGAGCACUUAUCCACUUUCCCGAAACUGGUUUCGCCAUACGAAGGAGAAAAAUUGGUUUUAUACGUCUCGGUCUCCGAAUACUCUCUGUCAGGAGUACUGAUCGCCGAAAGAGAAACGAAGCAAUUCCCCGUAUACUAUGUGAGUCACGCCUUUCAAGGAUCUGAGGGAAACUACAGCGAAGUAGAAAAGGUCCUAUUUGCAAUCGUGAUGGCGAGCAGAAAACUGAAACCAUACUUCCAAUCCCACCAGAUCAUCGUCAGAUCCAGCCAACCCGUGAAAAAGAUUCUGGAAGGAAAAAACAAAUCAAGCCGCGUCACUGAUUGGGCUAAUCAACUUGCAGAUUUCGGCAUCGAAUACGAACCACGAACAGCAAUCAAAGCACAAGCCUUGGCGGACUUCAUCGCCGAAAGCACUAUCCCCCAACAUCAUGAGCCUAGUCAAGAAUGGAAGUUAUAUGUGGAUGGAUCCUCAACACAAUCAGCCAGCGGAGCUGGGCUGCUGAUCAUGUCUUCUGCCGGGGUCCGUAUGGAAAGAGCAGUCAGAUUCGAGUUCGCGGCCUUUAAUAAUGAAGCGGAAUACGAAGCAUUACUCAUGGGGCUCAAAAUCUGCCAUGAAGCAGGGGCGAAAGUAUUAUCCACUUUUUCUGACUUCCAGUUAAUAGUCGGACAAGUAAAUGGAGAAUUCAAGGCCAAAGAUGAUGGCAUGAAGAUGUACUUGCAACAAGUAAGAAAAUUUGUCAAGAAAUUCGACAAAUUCACAUUAGUCGACAUCCCAAGAUCUCAAAACGCACAAGCCGAUUCCCUGGCAAAACUCACCAGCUCAGCUGAAACAUCCGCGGCUCGCGAAAUAAUCUGGGAAGUUUUUCCGAACCCCAGUAUCAACCUCAUGGUUAACACAAUUGAUAGAUCAGAGAUGUGGAUGAAACCGUACAUCAAAUUUGUGCAAAAUCAGACGCUCCCCCAUGACGAGAAUCAAGCCAAAGUGCUUCAAAAGAAGGCCAGAUGGGAAGACGCGGAAACCUUGGUCAAGCGAUGUCCCGAAUGCCAAUACCACUCAAAGAUUGGAAGAAAAUCAUCUAACUACCUGUCCGUCAUGCAAGCCGUCUUACCGUUCGAUAAAUGGGGUAUGGAUCUCCUUGGCCCCUUCCCUCCCGCAAAGGGACAACACAAAUUCAUUAUAGUGGCCAUUGAUUAUUUCACCAAGUACGUGGAAGCAGAGCCCCUCAGCUCCAUCACGGAUAAACAAGUCUGUCAAUUCAUAUGGCGAAAUAUCAUCACGAGAUACGGCAUUCCUUGUGUGAUCAUUACCAACAAUGGAAGACAAUUUGUCACAAACAAAGAGAUCCUGAACGGUAUCAAAAAGAAACUAGAGGGGGUUAAAGGUACUUGGGACGAGGAACUACCCGGCAUCCUGUGGGCAAGCCGAACAACCGUCAAAGAAGCAACGGGGCAUACCCCAUUCUCUCUGGUAUAUGGAUCUGAAGCGGUGCUUCCAGUAGAAAUAGGUGUACUCACACGACGAGAACGAACAACGGAAAAGGAGAACUUGGAUCUGCUUCCAGAAACACGGGAGAACGCAUUAUUAAGGUCCAUGGCCCAGAAGCAAAAAAUAAUUCGCAGCUUCAACCGGCUCGUCAAAACCAAACAUAUUCAUGUUGGGGACUUCGUCCUACGCAAAGUUGAAGCCACAGGGAAAAUCGUAGAUAAAGGGAAGCUUGGAGCCAACUGGGAUGGUCCGUUCAAAAUCGUCCGUGUCAUCAAACCUAGAACAUUUGAACUGGAAGACAUAAAAGGAAAGAAGCUACCUCGCCCAUGGAAUGGAGAUCAUUUAAAAAAGUACUUCAUUCAAUAA
Molecule: messenger RNA, 2139 nt
Organism: Amaranthus tricolor (Joseph's coat)
Lineage: Eukaryota; Viridiplantae; Streptophyta; Magnoliopsida; Caryophyllales; Amaranthaceae
Exons: 3
Coding region: 1-2139 (712 amino acids)
Biological process (GO): DNA integration
Molecular function (GO): nucleic acid binding; RNA-DNA hybrid ribonuclease activity
Source: RefSeq, a predicted model, not a curated record